AUGACUUCGUCCAACGCCGGCCAGAACGGCCAGGCGCCCGUGCCGACCACGCCGCCCCCAAAGAACAAGACGUCGCCAGCCUCCGCUCGACACAAUCCCGACGACAACAACGCGACCAAGACCGACCAGCCGCGCGCCGAUGCAUCCACCGCCGCUGAGAACACCAAGAACGACACGUCUACCAACCGUCACACCACUCCCGUCGCCGUCGAUACCGUCAUGACCGAUGCCGACGCCGCGACCACCGCGAUCACGACCGCCCUCCCCGCAGCAUCGCAGCCCGCUCCAGCCGCCCCGAUGGAUGCCGAUCCCUUCAACUCCUCCUUCCCCCAUACCCCAAUGCCCAACAUGGACCACGCCUACAUGAUGAUGGCUCUCGCGCAUAUGGCAAACAACCAGAUACCCAACCAGAUGUCGCCACCUCCGACUGUCACGCCAGCCCAGGUCACGCUCCCGACCAUGAGCAAUGGCAACGACCCGCUCGUCGCAAGCACCCAGAACCUCGCGGCCGCCACACAAGGCCUGGAGUCCUUUGCGCGAAUAGAAUUCGCCGACAGUGUCUUCCAGAUGACCACUUACGCCGUCAUCAUCGGCCGUGAUCAGAAGGCCAUGAUCCAGGCGCGACGGGACGAGAAGCGCAAUGCCGAACAUCGGAGAAGAGUUGAGGAGUACGAGGCUCUGGGACUGCCGCCCCCCUCUCCUGUCAGGAAUGACCGCAUCAAGUUCAGCAAAUCGUACGUCAGUGAAGAAGGAGGCAUGUUGGGACCCGAGUCCGACAGUGAGGAAUCCGGGCGGCCAGCGAAGCGACGUAAGACCACUAGUACUGGAUCGUCGCAAAGACCCGAAGAGGAAGAAGCACAGGAGAACCUCAUAUCCAACAGACAGUACGUAUCGCACACACCGGGCGCCGCUGCUGUCGACCUCGCAUCUCUGCGGCCCUCUCCUCACCACGUUCCGCUGGUCGGCAUCCAUUCACCCGGACCCGACAUCGCGACCAAGACCAAGGCCAUCUCAAGAGAACAUCUCAAGAUCCAGUUCAAUCGUGCUGAGUGCGUGUUUGAGGCUAUUCCAUUACACAAGAAUGGCUUCUUUUGCGAAGAUGUUCACCACAAAGACGGAGUAGUCGUGCUUCGGAGCGGCGCCCACUUGCAGAUCAAGGAUGUCGACUUUCGCUUCGUCAUCAAUGGUGUCCCUGAAGGCCGCACUGGCGCGGAAGACUUCGCAGAGGAUAAGGACAAUCUGAAGAAGAGCGGCAGAGCCCAGGGUGGCAAAGAGAUGAGCUUCGAGUUCGAGGCCUCACAUGGAAAUGGCGAGCUGAACGACUCUAGCGACUCGUCGCUCAGUCCCCCAGCACCGUCCGAAGAUGAAGAAUCAGAUGCGGACGUCGAUGCAGAAGCUGAAGCCGAUGCAGAAGCCGAAGCAGAUGCAGAUGCAGAUGCAGAAGCCGAGGCCGAAGACGAAGCCCUCGCAGAAGCAGAUGCUCAGGCUGACGAGGAAGAGGAGGAAGUGGAAGAUGUUGAGCCUAGCACAGAAGUUAAGGCAGAGGAGCCCGAAUUGGGCCACUCAUUACAGCAGCCAUUACCACUGCUUAUUCCAAAGAAAAGGGGGCCUGGCAGACCGCCAAAGAACGGUUUCAUGUCCAAGCGCGAGCAGCGGUUGCUUAAGAAGCAACAGCAAGAGAUGGCCAAGAAGACGCUACCACAACCACCUCCCGGCGAGCCUCCAAUCAAGAGGAAGGUCGGACGUCCAAGAAAGCAUCCGCUCCCUGAAGAAGGGGGUGACCGACCAGAGAAGCGCAAAUACAAGCCACGGAAGCCGAAGGGAGAAGACGGCGCAGAGGGAUCAGACGCAGAGCGACGGGCCAAAGAGAAGAAGGAGAAGAAGGUCCGGCCGAAGUCGCCUCCCUUGGAGCUCAAGAUUGAAGACUACACAGAGGAACAGCUUCAGAAGCCCAACAAAAACUACGGAGUUCUCAUUGACGAAACUCUGACUGCGGCGGGACCUGACGGUCUUACACUGAAGCAGAUCUACAAGCGAAUCACGCAAAGAUACCCCUGGUUCUACUUCCACACAGAGACAAAAGGUUGGGAAUCCAGUGUACGGCACAACCUCAUCGGGAACGAGGCAUUCAAAAAGGACGACACCACCGGACUCUGGUCGCGUGUGCCUGGUGUGGAGCUUGAUGCCGGCAAGAAGCGGAAGGCCUCAUCGCCGGAUCGCUCGAUGAGUGCCGGUUAUGGCCAUUACAACCACCACCCAACGUACGCUCAAUAUGCCCAGCAGCAGCAACAGCAAUAUCAGCAGCAGCAGCAGCCUCAGCAGCCGCAACCGCAGCAACCACAACCUCAACCGCAGCAGCAACAGGCGCAUAUGCCUCCAGCGUAUCAACAUCUUCCUCAUGCUUACCAUACGCAGGCAUAUGCGAGUCAACAAGCUCAAGCUGCUGCUGCUGCCGCCGCUGCUGCGCGAACACCUCAAUACUCUCCCCCAGCAACGACUCCAGCCCCUGGUCAACCAGCGCAACCCUCAGCAUCUCAACCUGUUGCGCCUGCAACGCUUCCCGGUUAUGGAGCUGCCGCCGCGAUUGCCCGACCUCAGGGCGUCGCCGGUAAGCAACCGACUUACAGUUCACCAUAUGCUUCGCGACCUCCUCCGACACAUACUGCUAUCAAAGCAGAAAACGGCACCACACCAUCAGCACCGCCAGUCACACAGCCUGCUCCGGCCGUCCCCCCUGGAGCUCACCCACCACCGAUACCCGCUGCUACACCGCAGCAAACCCGACCCACACCAACGCCUCCAGCACCAGCCGAGCCUCGUGCAGUCAUUCAACCUCGCCUAUUGUCUGCAGUCAAUGGCCUCAAAAACGGUUUGAUUGACAAUUUGAAGAAAGCGAAGAAUCCGAAGGCCGAAACGAUCGUCAUGUCUGCCCUCAAUCGGGUCUUGGGGCUCAAGAGUGCUGCCACAGAGAACCAAGCCAUGGAGGACAUUUGCAUGAAGGGCAUGCAAAAAAUUGUCGACGGCUUCUUAGCUCCAGGCAGCAGCACGCCUGGCUCUGGUGGCACACCACAGCCAAGUGGGUCCAACAGCGUCUUCGAGCCCAAAGUCUUCCAGUCCUUGCUUGGGUUUAAGAAUGUCUCGUCCAACGCCCUCAAGGUUAGAAUAGGAGAAGCCAAGGCUGAGGCAGUCACCCUGUCCGCCAUUGACCGAGUGCUCGGCCUAGCCGAUGCAAGUAUCGUGCCCCCAACCGCGGAAGCUACAGCGUCUGGCUCGCCGGCUGCAGGCUUGGAUGGGAUCGAAUCACACCUAAUUAACUCGGUGAAGCAGUUACUGCUAGGUCUAAAUCAGAAGUUGCAUGGAACAUAA
This is a messenger RNA of Colletotrichum aenigma, 3366 nucleotides long. RefSeq names its product Forkhead box protein K2 (gene Foxk2). Gene Ontology annotation, molecular function: protein binding; DNA-binding transcription factor activity; sequence-specific DNA binding. NCBI's taxonomy places the organism in Eukaryota, Fungi, Ascomycota, Sordariomycetes, Glomerellales, Glomerellaceae. The transcript has a single exon. The record is from RefSeq and is a predicted model, not a curated record. Bases 1 to 3366 code for a protein of 1121 amino acids. Gene Ontology annotation, cellular component: nucleus. Gene Ontology annotation, biological process: regulation of ribosomal protein gene transcription by RNA polymerase II.